Funneliformis caledonium is the source of this 1311-nucleotide messenger RNA. NCBI's taxonomy places the organism in Eukaryota, Fungi, Glomeromycota, Glomeromycetes, Glomerales, Glomeraceae. The record is from the annotation of a GenBank genome assembly.
AUGCAAACUUACAAAUGCAAAGUAUCUAUAAUCGACGUAGAAUUAAAUAUAAUUGUCCUAUAUCCCGAAAGAAGUAAAUAUUUAAGGUGGAAGGUACCUACUGUCGAAAGUUUAAUUCAACAACAGAAUCUUAAAAUCAACAAUUCGUUUGAUAUCUUUCAAUUGGAUUGCGCUUCUGAAAUUCGUGAAGCGCAUCAAUUUAUUCUAGAGGAAACUGAGGUAGAAAUUCGUAAAGCAACCGCUGCUAUUUGGAAAAGUGCUGAAGAAGGUGUAAAAACUGAAUAUCAUAAACUUAACAUGGAAUACAAAAAAGCUUACGAAGAACGCUACUUGAUUCCAUGUUUCCAUCAAUCAAAUAUUCAGUUAAAUGAGCUGAUGAAUUUUGUAAGAGCCGACAUCCUUGAUAGAAAUGAUAUCAAAACGGGACAGGAUUUAGAAAGUAAAGAAAGUAAAUUAUGCGAUGUCGACAUCCUUGAUAGAAAUGAUAUCAAAACGGGACAGGAUUUAGAAAGUAAAGAAAAUAAAUUAUGCGAUGUCGACAUCCUUGAUAGAAAUGAUAUCAAAACGGAACAGGAUUGGAAAAGUAAAGAAAGUAAAUUAUGCGAUGUCGACAUCCUUGAUAGAAAUGAUAUCAAAACGGAACAGGAUUUGGAAAGUAAAGAAAGUAAAUUAUUCGACUUUUACCCUUGUGUAGCAAAUAGUUAUACUAGAUAUACAGAAGAAUAUUUGGAAAGAAAUCAACAAACGGACUAUCCGCACUUUUAUCAAGGAGGUUAUGCUGCAAAACAUUACGGCCCAUUUUACGGUAUUGGUGAAAUUGAUAGAAAUGAAGAAAAAAAUUUGGAAAGUAAUCAACAAACAGAUAAAGAAUUGAAAAAAAAUUAUUUAAUAAACAUAUUAAGUUAUUGUAAACCUAGAAGCAUUGUUAUUUCUAAAAAAGUUAAUGAAUUUCUUGAAUUUCUUGAAAGAUCAAACGAUCUAAUCAAUGUUAAAAAAGCAAAAAAGAAAAUUGCGGAUUUAGGACUCUCUAGAAAUCGUAUACUUACAGGACGUUACUUGUUCAAACAGCACGAUCUAAGACAAACUUAUUACCAAGGCGGAAAUCUUCAAUCACAUUUUCAUUUUAACGAAGUUUUUUCAAUUGAAUACAUUUUUCUUAAAGGCCUUCCGUAUAAAGACUACAAUAUUGCAAAAAGAAAAGGAAAACUCUCAAGAAAGAGAACGAUGAAUCGGAUCAGAAACCUUCCUCCGCAAAUCCUUUUUUUCAGUACAAAGAAUUUUAAAGAAAACCAAAAACAAAAGUUUGCAUAA